ACACAUUACAGAACUAGAUAGUACUCUCCAAGCAGAAGGAUAUACUAUGAAUCAACCUAUUAGUGACCCGACAACUGUAGGUAGAUUCCAGAUUCCGUUUGUUGAAACUGAAGGAGCUUUUGUGACCCCCCUCAGCUCUACUUCAUCUGUUAAUGAAACUAUUUUACCAAAUAAGACCUGUUAUUUAGGUUGCUCAAAUAAGGAAGGAUGGGGCCCAAUUUCUGCCAAGUAUGCAGACUUUACUCCAUGUUUUCUCCAAGGGUUUGCAGGCUCCAUUGCUGCCUUCAUAGUAAUUGGUGCUGCCUUAACUCAGACUCGUAUUCUUUUAAAGAAUAGAAAAAGCCUUGUUCCCAAUAAAAUCGAUUGGUCCUUCCACACUAAAUUAGGAUUAGUGUUGUUCCAAUUGUUUCUAUACGUUCUCCUUGUGUUUUUGACGACAUCAAAUGAUAGUAUCCGCUUUGCACUGGUGUUGGAAUUAAUAGCUGGAUUUUCUAUUCUUACUGUGCAUUACGUACAACAGUUCACAUCUACUGUUUCUAGUGGCGUUGUUUUGUUCUAUUGGCUUUGGCAAAUCAUCUUACGUCUUGGAAAUGUCCUUGGAUUUACUCUUAGAGGUAAGAUUCAUACCCACGUAGCGAUACUUUCCAUUUUGACUUUGGUCAAUGCAUCCGUUAUCUUGCUCGCAGAGUUAUAUUUCCCCAUGGUGCCUCCUAUUGGACAAACUCGUAAGAAACGCUCCCCCUUUGACACUGCAAAUAUAUUUGCACGUCUCACUUUCACUUGGAUGGAUGGAUUGAUGAAGAAGGGUUAUUCGAUGUACUUGACACAAGAUGAUUUACCCCCCUUACCUAAUGAAAUUAAAUCUUCAGUUACUGCAACUGCAUUCAGAGAAAAGUGGAAUUCUAAAAAGAGAGGUGCUCCAACUCUUUUUUAUGCUAUUACGCGAGCAUUUGGGUCCAGGGUAUUAGAAGGGAGUGCUUUCAAAGUGGUUAUGGAUGUUCUUGGGUUCGUUCAGCCGCAGUUGCUCAGGUUGUUAAUCAAAUUUGUAAAUGAGUACUCUGAAACAUUAAAGAAUCCUGAUUUACCCCCAGUUUCCCUUAAUAAGGGAUUUAUGAUAUCUGUUGCCAUGUUUGCAGUGUCAGCAUCUCAAACUGUAUGUGCUCAUCAAUAUUAUCAUAGAUCAUUUGAUUUGGGAAUGAAAAUUAGAACUUCAUUAACUGCAGUCAUUUAUGCAAAGGCAUUAAAUCUCUCGGGUGAAGCCAGACAAAAUUCAAGUACUGGAGACAUUGUGAAUCUUAUGGCAGUUGAUGUCCAAAGACUUCAAGAUUUAGUUCAAAAUAUCCAAAUCGCCUGGUCGGGGCCAUUCCAAAUUGCUUUAUGUUUGAUUUCACUCUACAAUCUAUUGGGAUCACUGGUUUGGGUGGCUCUUCUCGUGAUGAUUGUUUUGAUUCCCAUCAAUUCUCAAAUUGCUAGAAGACAGAAACAGAUGCAAACUAAACAAAUGAAGAUCAAAGAUGAAAGAUCUAGUCUUGUUAGUGAAAUUCUUAACAAUAUGAAAUCCUUGAAGUUUUAUAAUUGGGAAGCCCCAUAUUUAAGUAAACUUAACUAUGUGAGAAACGAAAAAGAAUUGAAAAAUUUAAAAACUAUUGGUGUACUUUCCGCUGUUUCAGUGUUUGCAGCAACUUUAUCUCCAUUUCUUGUUAGUUGUUCAACGUUUGGAAUCUUUAUCUUAUUUGAGGGUAAUAAAAGAACAUUGCUGACUGAUAUCGUUUUCCCAGCAUUAUCUUUAUUUAACUUAUUGAACUUGCCGUUAUCCGUUCUCCCACUUGUUGUUUCGAACAUUGCUGAAUCACAAGUUGCAAUUAAAAGAAUUACAGAAUUUUUGAAUGCUAAAGAAUUACAACAGGAUUCAGUAAUCAAACAUCCAAGAGCUGCAAAGAUAGGUGAUGUUGCAGUUCUGAUUUCCAAUGGUACUUUCUUGUGGUCAGAAAGAAAACAAAAUUCUGGAUCGAGUAAUGUUGCCUUAAAAAAUAUUAAUUUUGAAUCUAAGAAAGGUAGUCUUGACUGUAUAGUUGGGAGGGUAGGAUCCGGAAAAUCAGCAGUAAUUCAGGCCAUUCUUGGUGAUUUACAUAAAGAUUCUGGUACUGUUAAUGUUCACGGAAAAGUUGCAUAUGUUUCACAAGUUCCUUGGAUCAUGAAUGGAACUGUUAGAGAGAAUAUUUUAUUUGGUCACAAAUAUGAUCCUAAGUAUUAUCAAGAAGUGUUGGCGGCAUGUGCAUUGAAUUCUGAUUUGCUCAUGUUAACUGACGGAGAUAAGACAGAAGUUGGCGAGAAGGGAAUAUCCCUAUCGGGGGGUCAAAAGGCUAGGGUAGCAUUAGCGAGAGCUGUAUACUCCGGUUCUGAUGUGUAUGUGUUGGACGAUACAUUAAGCGCAGUUGAUGAACACGUUGGAAAACAUAUCACAGAUCACGUCCUUGGUCCACAUGGAUUAUUAAAAACAAAAUGCAGAAUUUUAGCUACCAACAACAUCAAAAUUCUUGGAAUAUCUAACAGUAUCAACUUGGUUAGUAAUGGGAGUAUUAUUCAACAAGGCAAAUUUUCUGACAUCUCUCUUAGAAAGGAUACGCCAUUAUCGCAAUUGAUAUCUGAAUUUGGUCAAAAUAAUUCUGAAGAUACUGAAGGCGUAUCAACCUCAACUUCAACGUCUAGUUUCAGCUCUAUCGAAAUUCCUGUUGGUUUCAGGUCAAGGAGAGGAUCGGAAGUAUCUUUAAUUCGUGAUGAAGAUGAAGAUGAAGAUGAUGGUGAUAGUGAUCAAGUUGAUGUCGAAGAAUCUGGAGAAUCUCAUAGAAGACGGGAACAUGUUGAGCAAGGGAAGGUGAAAUGGGAUGUUUACCUAGCCUAUAUUAAAGCAUGUAAUCCAAAAUCUGCUCUUUUAUUUAUCCUUGCUACAAUGCUAUCAAUUUUAGUUUCGGUUCUUUCCAACGUUUGGUUAAAACAUUGGUCAGAGGUUAAUACGGAAUAUGGGUUCAAUCCAAAUGUUAUUUGGUACUUAGGAAUUUACGUAGCUUUGGGUGUUUCUUCAUCAUUGCUCUCGUUAGCACAGAUGUGUAUUCUUUGGAUCUACUCUACGAUCCAAGGAUCUAAAGUGCUCCAUAGAGAUAUGGCAAUUAGCGUUAUGAGAGCUCCAAUGUCUUUCUUUGAAACAACGCCAAUCGGCCGUAUUCUUAACAGGUUUUCGAACGAUGUUUACAAAAUUGACGAACAAAUGGGUAGAGUAUUUGGGUUAUUUUUCACUAAUUUGCUCAAGGUUUUCUUUACCGUCAUUGUUAUUUGUGUGUCGACUUGGCCCUUUAUUUUCCUAGUCGUGCCUCUAGUAUUGUUAUAUACUCAUUAUCAGCAAUAUUAUCUCCGUACAUCCCGAGAAUUGAGAAGGUUGGAUUCCGUUUCCAGAUCUCCUAUAUUUUCUAAUUUCCAGGAAUCAUUGAACGGUGUUUCUAUAAUCAGAGCUUAUAACCAGCAAGAAAGAUUCAAACAGAUUAAUCAAUCGCUGAUUGACAAAAAUAUGAGAGCAUUUAAUCCGGCCAUCAAUGCUAAUAGAUGGUUAGCUGUAAGAUUAGAAUUUAUUGGUUCAAUAAUUAUUUUUGCAGCCUCGGCAUUGUCAAUACUAUUAUUGAGAUCUGGUGGUCUCACUGCUGGUAUUGUGGGUUUGUCAGUCUCGUAUGCCCUCCAAAUAACUAAUUCACUCGGAACAAUUGUUAGAAUGACAGUUGAAGUAGAAACCAAUAUCGUUUCGGUCGAAAGAAUUCUAGAGUACUCGUCGUUGACACCCGAAGCACCUGAAAUAAUUCCAAGUAAUAGACCUCCGAUCACUUGGCCAGAGUCGGGAAAAAUUAUAUUUAAAGACUACUCCACCAAGUAUAGACCUGAUCUUGAACUUGUACUAAAAAAUAUCAAUUUGAGCAUCAACUCAAAUGAGAAGAUUGGAAUUGUGGGUAGAACUGGUGCUGGGAAGUCAUCCUUAACUAUUGCACUCUUCCGUAUAAUUGAAGCAUUUGGUGGAGAAAUUGAUAUUGAUCUGGUGAACGUAAACAAAAUUGGGUUGUCUGAUUUAAGACGACACUUGUCCAUCAUUCCGCAAGAUUCGCAAGUAUUCCAAGGAACUGUUCGAAGUAAUUUAGAUCCUACUGAUGCAUACACAGACGAGAAAAUCUGGAAGGCAUUGGAACUUUCACAUCUCAAAGAUCACGUCUUGAAGAUGUUUGAAGAUAUAAGCGAUAAUAACGAAUCAUCAAAAAUUGAUUCUGCUCUUGAAGUACCCUUAUCUGAAGGUGGCUCAAACUUAUCAGUAGGUCAAAGGCAGUUGAUGUGUCUUGCUAGAGCUUUAUUAAUACAGUCUCCGAUUUUAGUUUUAGAUGAAGCAACUGCAGCAGUUGACGUUGAAACUGAUAGUGUUCUUCAAACAACUAUUAGGAGGGAAUUUCUGAAUAGAACUAUUAUUACAAUCGCGCACAGAUUGAACACUAUUUUAGAUAGCGAUCGUAUUGUGGUAUUAGACAAAGGGACUGUCGCCGAAUAUGAUACACCGGAAAAUUUACUAAAGAACGAGGGUAGUUUAUUCUACUCCCUUUGUAAACAAGGGGGAUUUUUAAAUGGAAAAUAGAUUUGAAAAAUAUAUAUUUUUAUACAUUACAAAGUAACAA
[Candida] anglica is the source of this 4700-nucleotide messenger RNA. NCBI's taxonomy places the organism in Eukaryota, Fungi, Ascomycota, Pichiomycetes, Serinales, Debaryomycetaceae. The record is from the annotation of a GenBank genome assembly.